UUGAUCACGUGGAAGAUUUGCACCAAUAGCAGAUAGACUAGCGGAGUCGACAGAACCAAUCAGAGAAGACAGUACAGUACCAGUAGAUGGCAGUAAUGGACCUGCGAGAUGGUUUGUCAAAUCCCAACCAAACCAAAAGAAGAAGAGGAGCAAGACCCGGGAAAUAACAAACAAAAAGCAACAAACAAAGACAAAAAUCUAAGUACCGUUUGUACGGAAUAGCUACGUUUCUGUAUAGGUAUUCGUUGUACGCAAAUAAGCACAUUAAGGAGUUCAGGAAUGAUUUAUGUUAAUGCCCCGAAAAGUUACAAAGACAGCAAAGCCUUCACUGCAAUUCCUGGAGCGGCCUUUGUGUGGAGCCAGACUCCAAAAUGUGCCUGAAGUCCGAGCAGCGCUCAAUGCCAGAGAUUUCUUCACAGAGGGACAAGCACAGAGCAGUUCAGCGCUUAAUUCUUGGGUAAGCCCACAAUUUGACAUUUCAGUUGCAACUGCACCUCCAGUGAGACGAGGGAGGAGAAAGUGCCAGUCUGCCACAAGCAUCCUGGACAGUUGCAGUCAGCUGUCCAGGAAAAAUGGUGGCUGCAAAUUCCCCCAAUUAUCAUUUAAAACAGGGUCAAGAAACCAAAUUCAGCAACCAAAGAGUACAUCCACAAAGAAUGCUACAGGGAGUACUCAUGUGGGAAAGCAACAGCAGCAAACCUGCCGAAGCAAAAGGACAGUUUCAAUUGCACAAUGCUCCGACACACCAAAGCCACAGUUCGCCUCAGUAAGAAAAAAGACUGCGGAAACAUUCUCUGAUGGCACUUCAUCCCACCAAAGAUGUUUGACUGAACAUAACAUGCCAGCUAUCCAAGUGACAGAGAGAUGCAGAAUUCCAGCAGUCUGUGUUUCAACACCUCGCUGUAAGGACACUGAGGUCAGCAGUGUUGGCCCACCACCUGAUGUGGAUACUCCAAAAGCAACGGAGGAAGGGGGCAGUUGUCCCUCUCCCCUCUCUUUGCAUUUGCUUCUGGCUCAGCCGUGUACACCGCCAUGUAAUAGGCCACCUGACAUUUUGGUGGCUGACACGCCAGAGAGGGAUUAUGGGAUCAAGGUGACAUGGAGGAGAAGAAAGAACCAGAUGUUGUUGUUAAAACAGAGAGGCCACCUUUCUGAGGCAGAUGCUCUAAUUCACAGCUGAUGUAGAGAGUGUAAGUUAACAGCUGCAGGAUAAUUUUCUAUAGACUUAGAGACUUACUCUAAGUAAGUCUCUCAUGAACCCCCCACUGAACAUCCUUUUUAUCUGAAUUUAAAAAUGUAAUUUUAUAAAAGCUGUUUAAUGGUUACAAUAUUAAAUCACCAAGACAGACUCCAAAUAGAUCACGUUCAAAAAUUAAGAAACACAAUGUAAGUACUUGACUACUACUAGUGUAAUAUAAAGAAGGGUCUUCUGAAAGAUCACUGAACACUGUUUUUGAUAACUCUGCUGUGCAGUUUAAAACAUCUUGUUUUU
Archocentrus centrarchus (flier cichlid) is the source of this 1492-nucleotide messenger RNA. RefSeq names its product RAD9-HUS1-RAD1 interacting nuclear orphan 1 (gene rhno1). Lineage: Eukaryota; Metazoa; Chordata; Actinopteri; Cichliformes; Cichlidae. Bases 287 to 1180 code for a protein of 297 amino acids. The record is from RefSeq and is a predicted model, not a curated record. The transcript has 3 exons. Gene Ontology annotation, biological process: recombinational repair; DNA damage checkpoint signaling; cellular response to ionizing radiation. Gene Ontology annotation, cellular component: nucleus; chromosome.